This is a messenger RNA of Salvelinus namaycush (lake trout), 1755 nucleotides long. RefSeq names its product tetratricopeptide repeat protein 39C-like. The transcript has 14 exons. The record is from RefSeq and is a predicted model, not a curated record. Gene Ontology annotation, biological process: cilium assembly; otolith morphogenesis. NCBI's taxonomy places the organism in Eukaryota, Metazoa, Chordata, Actinopteri, Salmoniformes, Salmonidae. Gene Ontology annotation, molecular function: protein binding. The coding region runs from base 1 to 1755 and encodes 584 amino acids.
AUGGCGGGCCCGGAGCAGUCCCAGGGGCAGUCCCAGCAGGUAGAGGAAAAAGCUGAGCAUAUAGACGACGCUGAGCUCGCUCUUCAAGGUAUCAACAUGCUUCUCAACAACGGAUUCAAGGAGAGCAACGAGCUUUUCAGAAAAUAUAGGACUCACAGUCCACUGAUGAGCUUUGGGGCCAGUUUUGUCAGCUUCCUGAAUGCCAUGAUGACCUUUGAGGAGGAGAAGAUGCAGACGGCGUGUGACGACCUGAGAACCACGGAGAAGCUGUGUGAGAGUGACAACGCUGGCGUCAUAGAGACAAUCAGGAACAAAAUCAAGAAGAGCUUGGAACCCCAGAGGUCAGCGGUCGUAGUUGUGGACCGCCUGCAGCGACAGAUCAUUGUGGCCGACUGCCAGGUCUACCUUGCUGUGCUUUCCUUCGUCAAGCAGGAGCUCUCAUCAUACAUCAAGGGAGGCUGGAUCCUCCGUAAGGCCUGGAAGAUGUACAAUAAGUGCCACAGUGACAUCAGUCAGCUGCAGGAGACCUGUGUGAGGCGCUUUCCCUCCCAUGAGGAGGAUCUGUCCUCAGACCAGGCCAAUCACAACUCCCCAGUGGAGGGCGCUGUGACUGAAGAGGCCCUGGACCGGCUCAAGGGCUCCGUCAGCUUCGGCUACGGCCUCUUUCACCUCUGCAUCUCCAUGGUACCACCACACCUACUCAAGAUCAUCAACCUGCUGGGUUUCCCUGGUGACCGUCUCCAGGGUUUGUCCUCCCUCAUGUAUGCCAGUGAGAGUAAGGACAUGAAGGCCCCACUAGCUACGUUGGCCCUCCUGUGGUACCACACAGUAGUGCUGCCCUUUUUUGCACUGGAUGGUUCUGACACUCAGGCAGGCCUGGAGGAAGCCAAGGCCAUUCUGCAGAGGAAGGCUGUGGUCUACCCCAAUUCCUCCCUCUUCAUGUUCUUUAAAGGACGUGUUCAGAGGUUAGAGUGCCAAAUUAACAGUGCGCUGGUGUCCUUCCAUGAUGCACUAGAGCUGGCAUCAGACCAAAGAGAGAUCCAGCACGUGUGUCUCUAUGAAAUCGGCUGGUGCAGUAUGAUAGAGAUGAACUUUGAGGAUGCAUUCAGGUCAUUUGAGAGGCUGAAGAAUGAGUCCCGGUGGUCACAGUGUUACUAUGCCUACCUGACUGGAGUAUGUCAGGGAGCUGCAGGGGACUUGGAUGGUGCCAAGUGUGUCUUCAAAGAUGUCCAGAAACUGUUCAAGAGGAAGAACAACCAGAUUGAGCAGUUUGCCCUCAAGCGGGCGGAGAGACUGAGGAAGAUGUCUCCCACCAGAGAACUGUGCAUUCUGGGAGUCAUAGAGGUGCUGUACCUGUGGAAGGCUCUGCCCAACUGCUCCUCCUCCAAACUGCAGCUCAUGAAUCAGGUGUUACAGAGUGUGGAUGACGCAUCGUGCAGGGGUCUGAAAAACCUCCUUCUUGGUUCCAUUCACAAAUGCCAUGGAAAUAAUAAAGAUGCUAUCCAGUCGUUCCAGCUGGCAGCCAGAGAUGAGUUUGGUCGACAGACCAACUCUUAUGUGCAGCCAUACUCCUGCUAUGAGCUUGGAUGUGUCCUGCUUGCCAAGCCAGAGACGGUGGGAAAAGGGAGAGCUUUUCUGCUUCAGUCAAAGGAGGAUUAUGCAGGCUAUGACUUUGAGAACAGACUUCACGUGCGCAUACACUCAGCCAUGGCCUCGCUGAAGGAAGUGGUACCUCAAAGACCCGCCGACCACUGA